AUGAAAUACGCACAGUAUGUUUUCCUGGCCUCGGUCUUCUACACUGUUGAAUAUAGCCUAGCUCAGACCUGUGCAGUGGAGUCUUUCUCUGUCAAAGACAAUUUUGAUCCAAAAAGGUAUGCAGGGAAAUGGUAUGCCCUGGCCAAGAAGGAUCCAGAAGGCCUUUUCCUUCAGGACAACAUCUCUGCUGAAUACACUGUGGAGGAAGAUGGUACAAUGACGGCAUCCUCCAAAGGACGAGUGAAGCUUUUCGGUUUCUGGGUGAUCUGUGCUGACAUGGCUGCUCAGUACACAGUACCUGACCCAACCACUCCAGCAAAAAUGUAUAUGACCUACCAGGGACUGGCCAGCUAUCUCUCCAGUGGUGGGGACAACUACUGGGUGAUUGACACUGACUAUGAUAACUAUGCCAUCACCUACGCCUGCCGCAGCCUGAAGGAGGACGGCUCCUGUGAUGAUGGCUACUCCCUGAUCUUCUCGCGCAACCCCCGUGGCCUCCCCCCAGCCAUCCAACGCAUUGUGCGCCAGAAGCAGGAAGAAAUCUGCAUGUCUGGCCAGUUCCAGCCUGUGCUUCAGUCAGGUACUUCUGUUUAAUUAGCAAACUCACUGAGUUGUAUAAUAGGUGAUUGCCUUUGCUGUUAAUGUGACAGAACCACAGCAAACUCAGUUGUUCUUUUUUAGCAACCUUUCCAUCAUGUUAGAUCUAAUAGGAAGAGCUACAAAAGGAAAUCCACGCAAGGACAAGAGCCUGCUACAGGCUGGUUCUGCAGCCUUAAGAUUGUUACUUACAGGAAUCCUGUGUGUUGAAAGUGGUACACUACCGGAAGAAGAUCAGCUUUGUUACUGUAGUAGACAGGAUAGAAAUGGAUGCAACAAGCCAGUAUCUCUGCACUUGGAAAUGCUUGUCUUGGCUACUAGCAUAAUAGCAUCUUACCUUGGGUCUGUGCAGUGUCCUCCAGGAAGAGAUGAGAGGUGCCUCCUUAGUUCCAUCACGACUUGUGUCCUGUGUGGUCUGAGCAGCAGGGAUGAGGGGGUCUGAGUAGCAUUGUUGACUGCAUCUGCUGGCACUGGGAGUCAGCAGUUGAACCACAUACAUGCAAACAGACCAUGUCUAAAGCCCAUUUUCUGAAGGAACAGGAAUUGAUCUUCUAGUUCAAAUGCAGUCCAUGAAAUAGGCACAUACUUUUUUAGGGCUAUGCAGGAAGCAGAAAUUCCUCUUUGCUGGCAGUUGAGCACUCACACCCUUCACAACCUCAUCGCCCUGCCUGGAAGUUGACCUUCUACUAAGCCAUGUAACACCCAUGUUCCGCAUUGUGGACAAGGAAUGGCAGCGAAAACCUCCUGAACAGCACAUUCUUGUGUCAGCCAGUCCUCUACUACAGAGCAGGUACUGGCAUCACCCAAGGCUGUGAGCAUGGCAUGGGCAUCCCUGCCCCAUACCCCUCUGUGCUGCUCCCUGUAGCAGAGGGAAGGCAGCUGGUUUGCAGGGUGCUCAGGAAAACCAAAAGCCCAUGGCUAGCUGGGAAAGACUGCCUGUGUCUCUGCCAAUAGACACAGAGAAAUGCAAACAGCAACUUUUGCACUCGGCAUCCUAGUCUUUUACUGUGAUUCAGAAGUAUCUAGAAAGGUUGUAGUUAUAGAUUCACUGGGGACUUAAAGGCUGUUAAAGCACUUUGCAAAUUUACUUACACAGUCUAAAGUUUACUUUUCUUUCUUUCCAGGGGCCUGCUAAAAGUACGCUUCUGAUCCUAUCCUGAAGCAGAAACCAGACCUCUUGGUCUUGAAGUUGCCACUCAACUAAUAAUAAUAAAAAAAUCAUAGUAUGGAAUAGUGUGUUUUUCCUGAAAAACACAUGAAAAUAUUGGGGGAUCUUUAAACAGUGUGCAAUAUAAUAGUGAUAUUUGAAUUUUCAAGGAAAUACCUAAUGUGGCAUUUGUCAAUAAAUGUUUUUGAAAAAAAGUCACCUCUGGAACUGGUUUCUAUUGCCUGCUGUCCUGCCUGUUGGGGAGCAGAAGGACUGAAGAUGCUCACUGAGGAGCGGUGAGACAGCAGCCACUGUGUUUGUUCCCAGUACAGGCAAGGCAGUGUCACUCCCCAGCACUGAACAUGGGGGGCAGGGCAAGGAUGGUGAGCAGGGCACAUCCCCUGACAGUGCUAUCAUCAGACAAGAGCAUGGUGACAGGGCAAGUCUGGGAUUCACCUAGAAAGUCCAGCCAGCAAGAGGGCAAGGCACAGAGCAGGGUGCAGGCACAUCAAUGAGAUGGCUCCAGCCAAAAACAGGACUCGAGAGCAUGUCUGAGGCAGACCUACCAGCAGCAAGGCUCCCAAGGGGAAAACUGCAAAUGCAAUAAAGCAGAUGCUACUUUCAAUAACACUGGGCAUUACUUUAAAUGAGUAGGUGCUUGCAUUUCUAAUGGCAUUACCAGUAAUUUUCUCCCCUCUGCAUUCAUAAUCCAGUUUUCAGUAUCUGAAAAGUAUAGAACUGAAUUAUAUAGAACAGACUGGGUUAUGGCAAAGAAUUUCAUAAACAGACAAAACCAGAAGAAAAGUACCUAGAAAUGUCCAUGUAGAAAAAGGGUAACCUGAGUCAGCAUUAUUGACAUGUAUAUCCCACUGCUUUUAGUAAAAUCACAUUAACUUUGUGUUUCCUAAUUAUAAAAAUACCGGUCUAGAACACCCCAGCAUCCUGCUGAACCCUGCAGUUUGUCAACUACACAAAUUUUUACAAGUUAUAAUCACCAAGCACAGAGGUAAGACCAAGCUGAACAGCCCCAACUCCUAAGGCUUCCAAAAGGCGUAUGGAACAAGGCUAAUGUUGAUUGAAGACCUUCAGAGCACUACACUGUUAAACAGCCUCUGCAAGAUGCUUGCACAAUCUUACCAACAGUAACCAGAAAGAACAUAGAAACCGAAGACGAGAGACACUGUCCAGGACCAGGACCACUUCAGGGAUGCAGUGAAGUCUUUCAAAUUUCUAUUUCCCAGCAUUUCCUGGCAAUACUUGUAAGGUGCUCAGCCUGCUUCAAUAAAGACAUCUUUGCUCUUCAGGUCAAGGGAAAGCUAUCCUGACAGGGAACAAGGUGUGAACUACCACCUAAA
Molecule: messenger RNA, 3099 nt
Organism: Parus major (Great Tit)
Lineage: Eukaryota; Metazoa; Chordata; Aves; Passeriformes; Paridae
Product: purpurin
Exons: 4
Coding region: 1-594 (197 amino acids)
Molecular function (GO): retinol transmembrane transporter activity; retinoid binding
Source: RefSeq, a predicted model, not a curated record